AUGUCCGCGUCCGCGCCCCACGCCCACGGGCGCACCCCCGUGCGGCGCAGGGGGCACCAACACCACCCGCGGCUGAGGGGCGACCGCACACCCGCCCCUGCAGCGCCUGUAAACACAGAUCCGUCCAAACAAGUGACCUUAGACAGUCAAACAGACGAUGUUGUGCCUUGUGUCAAUAGUGUUAGUGAAUCUCAAGAAGUGACAAGGACGAAUAGUGACGAUGCACUUUCGAAACAGAAUACAAUCGAGGACUUUGCGAAUAUUGACGAUGAAAUUGAUUUCGAAAAUAGAAUUAAGGACCCCGAGUCGCUUGGUUCCUCGGACGACGAAUUUUCGUUCCGAGAAGAGCGAUCGGCGGGAGACGGAGCCGAGUUCGUUGCUACUGUCACCUCAGAUAAUAUAUCAGAUGAUGACCCUGAGACGGCAGAACUGGCGAAACUCAGGUGUACUAGUGAAUGUACAGAAGUCCUAGCUGAAAGAGAGAAUAGGCGGAGGAGAAGAUGUGCCGAUUAUCCAGGUUUAGCAUUCGGGAGUUCCAUAUUUUCCUCGGACACUAUGAUGAAAUUUUCCAUCAUAAAGAAUGAGUUGCAGAAUAUCAAGAACACUGCACUGAAAAGGGCUGAGUCCGAAGUGGCUGCCCUCAACCGACGCAUCCAACUGCUGGAGGAGGACCUCGAGAGGUCCGAGGAGCGUCUCGCCACCGCCACCGCCAAGCUCUCAGAGGCCAGCCAGGCUGCCGAUGAGUCGGAACGAAUACGGAAGGCGUUGGAGAAUCGAACCAAUAUGGAGGAUGACCGCGUCGCCAUCUUGGAGGCACAGCUGUCGCAGGCCAAGCUCAUCGCCGAAGAGUCCGACAAGAAAUACGAAGAGGUGGCGCGCAAGCUAGUGCUGAUGGAGCAGGACCUCGAGCGGGCCGAGGAGCGCGCCGAACAGAGCGACUGCAAAAUCGUCGAGCUUGAAGAGGAACUCCGUGUCGUUGGUAACAACCUGAAGUCCCUGGAAGUCUCCGAGGAGAAGGCUACGCAAAGAGAAGAGACAUACGAGGGUCAAGUAAAAUUGCUGGACGCUCAACUGAAAGAGGCUGAGGCGCGCGCUGAAUUUGCUGAGCGCUCCGUGCAGAAACUCCAGAAGGAGGUCGACAGGCUUGAAGACGACCUGGUGGCCGAGCGCGAAAAGAGCAAACUCCUGCAGGAGGAGAUGGAGGCCACGCUGCACGACAUACAGAACAUGUGA
Spodoptera littoralis (African cotton leafworm) is the source of this 1233-nucleotide messenger RNA. Lineage: Eukaryota; Metazoa; Arthropoda; Insecta; Lepidoptera; Noctuidae. The record is from the annotation of a GenBank genome assembly.